CAGGCAGAGUGAGUAGAGUUGUCUGAUGCCAUAAACUACAUUGGUGUGUUGUUGUAACUCGCUACCACUGUGUGUUUAAGGGGUCAGUCAUAUAUUAAGCUGGGAUCAACUCGGAACCAUUUUGUAAUUAACACACUCUUCUGUUGUUGUGAAAAAAUAGAAUUAGAUACUGUUUUGUGAAAAAUUCAUCUGUGCAUCAGGAAACAGGGAGUGUUUUGUGUGAACAAAAAUUUUUGGGUGCAUUCAAGACUAACGGUAAUUUUUUGAAAAUUCAUGGCUUUAUACACUUUAUAUUAGAAUGGAAUACUUUAUAAGAUAUCCAUAGUAACAAAUAGUUUCAACUACCUGCACCACCACCACCACCAUGAGUCGAAAACUUAUUGUAAAAAAAGAGUUAAACAGAUUGAGUGAACUAGAAAGGAAUCUUAGAGAAAGUCCUCCAGGCAGUGAUGAAGAACAUUACACUCAAAACAGAGUCUCAUCUCCAUCAUCUCUGGUUACAACCUCUGUUCCUUCUGCCAAGACAUCCCCAAAUCCUGCAAGUCAAGUACCACUACGAGGGAGAUCUUCUACCUCUCCCCCAGAUUUGAACCAGAGUUCUGAUUCUUUAAGAAAGGCGUGCUCCACAAGGUCAGGAAAAUCACGGAAAUCUUCUUCACCUUUAGUGAGAAAUCCAACUGCUACCUCACCGGUGUCUACGUCGUCUCACCGUGUACCUCCUAAAUUCCCAGAGCCGAGCAGAAAACCAUCCCCCUCAUCAGCACGUGCAGUGAGGCUUAGAGAAAAAUCCCCAUAUCCUCUUGCCAGGAGUUCCUCUUCUCCUGUUAACACAACUUCAUCGAAUGUUGGUGUAUCAACUAAUACUGCACAAGCUCGAAGUACAUCUACUAAAUCUCUCUCACCACUUGCAAGAAUUCAGGACCCUCAGACAAACUUGUUACUUAAAAAGAAUAUUUCCUCUUCAACCAAGAACCUUACUCCCUCCCCAAAGGGUUUGUCCUCGAUGAAGAAACUUUCUUCAUCUGCCAAGAAUCUACAUCUGGGCCAUGAAUCAGGGUCAGCAUCUUAUCCCCCAAAUGAAAAGGUGAAGCUAGAGCGGGUGUUGGGACUGACGGUGCCCAGUAACGCUGCCCUCGACUGUGACCCACACACCGGCCAGGUCGCCUAUCCUGCAGGAUGCACCGUAGUGUUGCUCAACUCUCGCAAGAACCGUCAGCUACACGUGCAGAAUGCGUCGAGGAAGACCAUCACUUGUGUGGCCUUCUCUCCGUGUGGCCGCUACCUGGCCACGGGCGAGUGUGGCCACCAGCCCUCCGUCAGGGUGUGGGACGUCUCCGACAGGUCCCAGGUGGCCGAGUUCCAGGGCCACAAGUAUGGCAUCUCCUGUGUGGCAUUUUCUCCUACCCAGAAGUAUGUGGUGUCAGUUGGCUCCCAGCAUGACAUGAUCGUCAAUGUGUGGGACUGGCGAGGAGGGAUCAAGGUUGCUUCCAACAAGUUUUCCAGCAAAGUAAAGGCCAUAAGUUUUGCUGAGAAUGGCUCUUAUUUUGUCACUGUUGGUAACCGUCAUGUCAAGUUCUGGUAUCUGGAAGUUGCACGUGGCUCGAAGUUCAAGGAGCCAGUACCUCUCACUGGCCGGUCUGCAAUACUCGGAGAGCAGAGAAACAACUAUUUCUGUGAUGUUGCCUGUGGUCGAGGAGACAUGGGUGAUUCUACAUUUGCCAUUACUAAAUCGGGCCUCCUCUGUGAAUUUAACAACAGACGGUUGUUGGACAAAUGGGUGGAGCUUCGAACAUCAAGUGCCAAUUGUUUGGUAGCCGGGGAAGAAUACAUAUUUGUAGGCUGUGCCGAGAGUAUUAUUCGUUGCUUUAGCCCGUUCAACCUCCAGUUUAUCACCACCUUGCCACGGACGCACUACCUUGGGGUGGAUGUAUCAAAAGGACUGACAAUCAGUCACAUGGCCACUCACCCUAAUAAUGCCAAGUACCCCGACACCAUUGCCGUAGCUUUUGAUGAAAACAACCACAAAGUGACAGCUGUGUAUAAUGACCACUCCAUGUAUGUGUGGGACGUCAAGGAUAUCAAGAGGGUUGGAAAGUCUCACUCGUAUCUGUACCACUCCGCCUGCAUCUGGGGCGUGGAGACCUACCCCUCCCAAGGUGAAGGUGUCAAGGGAGUGAUGCCGCCCGGUUCUUUCAUCACUUGCUCCUCUGAUGACACCAUACGUGUUUGGAACAUUGAUUCUGGCAUGCCCUCUAAUACUUUAUAUAAGAGGAACAUAUACAGCAGUGAGCUCCUCAAAAUCUUGUAUGUGGACCCAGAACUGGGAUUCAUCAAAGACACAGAUGUCAGCCCCCAAGGUGGGGACAGAAAUGACACAUCAUAUGAUUCUCGUAACGGAGUGAGGUGCAUCAGAGUUAGUCCUGACGGCAAACACCUGGCAUCUGGAGACCGAGGAGGAAACAUCAGAGUACAUGAGCUGCAGUUCCUUGAUGAGCUGUGUAAAAUAGAGGCACAUGACGCCGAGGUGUUGAGUCUUGAGUACUCUCGUCCAGACACAGGGCACAGGUUCCUGGCCUCGGCAUCACGUGACAGAUUAAUUCAUGUAUUUGCAGUGGACCAGGAUUACAGUUUUGUGCAGACUCUGGAUGACCAUUCCUCAGCCAUAACAUCUGUAAGAUUUUAUCAGAGUCAGGGAGCUCUACAGAUGGUGUCCUGUAGUGCCGACCGGUCCAUUAUAUUCCGUAGUGCCACAAUGACUCCACAGAAUGAAGUUUGGUUCUCCCGAGGCCACAAUGUUGCGGGAAAAACUACAUUAUAUGACAUGGAGGUUGAUCACGGUCAGCGACACGUCCUCACUGCAUGUCAGGAUCGUAACAUCCGUGUUUAUAACGUCAACACUGGUAAACACUCCAAAACCUUCAAAGGAUCUAUUGGUGAUGAUGGAACUCUGAUCAAGGUCAUCCUUGAUCAGAGUGGUAUCUAUGCUGCCACCAGUUGUACAGACAAGAAUAUGUGCAUCUAUGAUUAUUACUCUGGGGAAUGUAUGGCUAUAAUGUUUGGUCACUCCGAGCUGGUUACUGGACUCCGCUUCACCAGUGAUGGUAAACACCUCAUAACUGUGUCUGGCGAUGGCUGCAUCUUCUUGUGGAGAAUGCCUCAUGACAUGACCCAGACGAUGACUGCCCGGUUAGCCCAGCAAGCGGAGAGAGCUUCCAAAGAAAAGAGGAAACCACAGCGACAGUCUAUAGACAAUGAAGACUUCAGGCCUGCCACUGAGGACAUGUUUGAUCAGAAUGCUAACGAGGCGGAGGAGCCCGACUAUAGGUUCAGUAUGGGACAGUUGCCUCUGUGGGCCAAGAAGCAGAUGACGGAGCCACAAGGUCCUGGUGGUGGUGCAGGAGACAGAGGAGUUGUGGACAUGCCCAAGGGACGAUGGGCUCAGCGACUCCAUAACAAUGCCAUCACCUUUAAGAGCCAUUAUGACACUGACUCUGUAAUACCCUUCCCAGCAAGAGAGAAACGUGCUGCAGACUCUGAGUCAAGUAAAGACAGCUCUCUGGAGGACAGUGUCGGUGUUCACAAGCAGUAUAAUACUCCUCGUAGAGAAAAUAUGUUAUUAACCAAACAGGACCCGAGUGGAGAAUCUCCUGGCUUUGUUCCUUGUCCUGACAGUUUAAAGGAAAUUAAUUCUGGGGGAACUUUCCAGGUGACACCCUCUAAGAUUACUACUAAAAGAGGUAGUGAUCUGGAUGGACGGAAUAGACACCACACAGACGAGAGUGAUGUGAGUAGUUUACGAGUCGAUGACGGCACCACAGACCACGAUGGGGACAUUGAAGACUGCAGCGAACAUGAUGACGAGAGCACGGAACCUGAGCAUUCGGAACACCUAAUGUAUUACCCUCACAAUGAUGACACAGCUAGUGACUUUACAGUGAAUGCUAUGGACGUAGAAGAAUUACGGCGGUCUCAGCGUCGACACAGGAAAGCUCGACCAGAGAGACCCACAGAUAUACCAUUAGUGUCAGUCUCUGGGUCUCAGGAUUCUGAUGACGAUGAUGAGGUGUCUACGCCGAGUGCAGACACUGCUGAGCGUAAUAUUAUGUCCAUGUUGAGCGUGAGCACCGAGAGUAUUGACCGUGUUGGCCGACGAGAAAACUUCCUCAAGACCAACUAUGAGUCCCUAGAGGGAGAAGCAGCAAGACCAGAAAAAGAAGUAAAAAAUAAAAAUAGCAUAUCUUACAAGUUUAAUGCCAGAAAUAAAGAUAGUCACGUGUCAAAUAAAAGAGAGGAGCUUUUAAAGAGAAUUGAAGAAACAAGAAAGAAACUACAAAGUAUUGGCUAUAAAUCUAACUUAAGAAAUAGCAAGAGCAUCUCGGACCUUAGCAACAUUCCUGAGAAAGAUACGUCUUAUAUGUCUGGGAACCAAGGUAACAACUGUGAGUGUGAUGAUAACCCCUUUCAUCUUCCUGUCCCCACUGCAUCUCACAUUCCUCUCACAGGCUCCAGCAACAUUCCUGAAUUAUUCACCAGAAGUGUUCCAACAGUUGUGCCAGGUGUUGUGGGUAGUAUAUCUGAAUUAGUAUCAGGCUCUCUUCCCCGAUUUGUCACUGGCAGUGUACCUGAGAUAGGGUCUAGUUGCCUUUCAGAGUUGGGAAGUAGUAAUGCAGAUAUGGGAGUUGAGAGUUUAGGAAAGAUCGGUGCAGCAAUAUUUGAUGGUAGUGCUGUACCGAGAGAUCAGCAAAGAACAGGUAAGCAACUGCUAGCUCAACUAGAAAGAGAUCUGCAAGAGUUUGAUCUUCUGAUGGGGUGUCCACCAUCACCUCCUGAAGUUGACACAGAUUCUUUGGAGGAGACCUUACGAAGUUUGGCCCUAUUGACCUCCCAGGAAACUGUGCCUAAACAAGUUUACCAGAAUCGUCAUAGAGGUGAUGAAGACUCGGACAGUGACACUGUUAAGAGCGAAACAUCAAAUUUUAGCUGUGAUAGUUUGGAAGAUGGAGAAAAUGAGGAGGAAGAGGAAGAGGAAGAGGAAGCGGAACCAUCCCCCGAGGAAGAAGCUGAAGAUACUCCUCGCCACCGUGUGUUUGAAACGCCCAAUACUCUGCCUCUCCCACGUCGUAAGAGGCAGAGAUGGCAAAGACUCUCACUCGAAGGUGUAUCUAAGUACCGACCCAAUGAUUAUGAGUCUGAUGUGUUUCCAACAAAUGAAAUGUCAACUAGUUCUCAUUCUCAAGUAUUUCGGACAGCAUCAGAUACAGCACUGGCUAAUAGUGACAGCAGCCAUUCAGAUGUACAGACACCCACUAAUCCCCCUUAUUUUUCUGUAAAGUCACCGGGGCAUACAACCAGCUCUAGGUGUAUGACGGUUCCUGACACUACUCGUGGCCUUGUGAAUCAGCCCAAGGAAACCAUUGUUGUACAAGAAAAUGACUAUAGUAAUACUGUGUCCACACUUACUGUAGAGACGCACUCAUACCGGCUUGAACGUUCAGCACCCGUGUCUUUUUCAAUACCCCAGCCCCCAGCAGUAGAGCAGCUGAGGAGACAAGGCCGUGAAUUAUCACCUCGGCGGCAGCCUCACAAAAGUAGAGUCAUUCUUCCCCCAGCUAGUGUAGGUGAUGCAGAGCAUUUUCCUGUGGUGCAGGCUCAGCCCCUACCCCCAGGGCCUCCUGCAGCUGUCUACCUACCAUCAUCCCAGCCCACACUGCCUCAAGGAGCUAUACCUACUCCAGGCAGGGCUCAUCGGGUUCUGCUAGCAAAGAGGGUCACCAUACAACAAAUACUUCCCUCCAAACAUGGCGGGAGUGGCGACAGUGGGUUCAGCAGCAGCCCUGGUGGUGGCAGUGGUGGGUUACGUCGCGCGUGCUCUCUCAGUGACCUCACCAACCCCGGUGCCCCACGACGCCUACUGCCAACUCCCCCCUCGGCCGGCGGAAAGAAAGGUGGCAGCAAGUCAAGUGGCAAGUCCCCGGGGCGGUCACACUCGUUAUCACGCUCCAGUUCCAUCGGCGUUCUUAACCAAACUGGUGAAGAUAAUUCAAGAAGUGAACGACCAAUGCGACCCACCAUAGCAUCCAUGAACAAGAUGACUCCUCGUGCUCUGAAGAGGAAGGCAUCACUCUCACAGGCUGUGUCCACAGGUGACAUCCGGCAGUUCCACGAAGACUCUAGUUCGGAGGAUGCAUCUCCCUCGGAACAUAAAAAUACACGCAGUCGUACCCAUGGAAGUGACAGGCGCAGCAACCUUCCCACUCGUGCGGUGAGUGAGCGUGACCUCACCCGCAGCAACAGUCUGUCCAGUAAAUCCCGAGGAGAGUCGGUACGGGGGUGCUACACCUCUGCUGCAUCUCCAAUAUCGAGACGUGGGCUUCCCUCCUCUGACAUCAGCCGACCAUCUUCUGCUGCCUCUACUGUGGAUAUGAGUCCAGAGGAAUAUCCAACACGUGAUGACCUCUCAUUCAUAGACUUUGAAAACAUGCCAUUGAGUGUUGGGGUGGUUGAAAGUGUUUGCGAAUGGGUAGUAGAAGGAUGUGAGCGUUUAAGUCAAUUGUGGUGGCGAGCGUGUAGUGAAGGAGGUGGAGAGGAGGACCAUCACCGUGCCCUACGUUCACUCUUACUGGGUGCUGCCGCCAGAGCCACCCAUGCCCUUACUCCUCUCACUGCUCCCAAUGCUGCACCAGCACCAUCCUUAAUGAACCCGGCACCCCCACCACCACAAGGGACGGACAGUAAGGAUCCCCGAAUGGUAGCAAUGAUGCAACAGUACACCGACAUUCUGGUCAAUAUGGUUCAACAAAAAAUGGCAUCACAUCAGCCUCCUCCAGGCCCAGCGUGAUUAUGUAUCCCUCCCAACAGUCAUGCAAUCCAAACCUCAGAUAGUCAUAUGUCUUAAUAGGCAAUGUGUAUAAUUUAAGUAGAAUGUGGAAAAUGAAUGUUAUUUCCCAACUUUUCUUUUUUUGUGAAAGGCUGUGUGUUUUUCCCUUUACUUGAAUAAAACACGAUGUGAUUUUAAAGAUUCUCUAUAUAGUAUGGUUUCGUGUUCAUAUUGUCCAGUAAACAAAGUGUUAAGAAAUACAGUCUUUCUGUGAGUGAUGCCAUUUUUAGUUAUGUUUGAUUUUUAUAUGAACGAUUUGACAUUCCAGGUUGUCUGUGACAAUUAUUUCCAUUUAGGGCAAGAGUUAUUUUUGUCCAAUUUGCUGCCAAAGCUCUCAUGACCACUAUGUCAUUGUAAUUAUCUCCUGCCAUAUAAUCUAAUGGUUCAGUUGGAUAAAAACUGAACUUAAAAAAGUAGGAUUGAUGAAUGCAUACAUUUUGUUUGGUUUUUCAUUCUGAUUUAUAAUGAUGAAACAAGAUCAUUGGAUCAGUGUGGUGAAUCAGAAGCAUAGUGAUCUGUACAAAGUGGUUGUCAGGUGAGAGUGGCUUGUUGACGCAAGGAUGCACUAGACAUAUGGCACACAGGCUGUCGCAAUGCAGCAAUAGGCCGUUAGCACCAAGUUUUAGAAGGUGAUCUUAUUCUGUAUUAGAUUAAUAUAAUCUUGUAUUCAAUACUUUAUUUAACAGCAUUUUUUUUUAUUUUUUUUUUGUUUUUUUACUUUUAACAUAAUCCAUAUGCUAUUAACUUGUCUAACUUGUCAGUUACAAUUUAUUGGACAUGGUGAAGGCUUACUGCUGAUUUGGGCUGGCUGUUUACCCUAUGUUUUAGAAUAUAUUUUUUAUAUACCCUAGUUGUGCAAAUUGUACUGCCUGGUCUCAUUAGUGUUAUAUAAUAUCUAUUAUAAAGAAUUAUGUUGAACUUUCAUAAGAAUAUUGAUAGUUAUGAAAAAGGUCUGCACUUUUUGAAGGUUUUCAAGUGGAGUGUAAAGUAAAUCCCAAUUAGGAUGAUUAUUUGUGUCAAACAUUGGGCAUUUUUUUAUGUCUGGGAAUCUGGAUUAAUCCUUAGUGUCAUAGAAAUAUUACCUAUAUCUAGUUGCUUAACCAGACUCAACAAGUACACUUCUGGAUAAAAAUACAGACCAGGCAGGAUUAGUACCCAACCACUGAUGGUAUCGCUAGGUGUGGAAGGUAUUGCUGCACUCUUGCGUUGACUUCCACUCAUCGAUACCAAAAAUUUUUGCUCUGUUGCUCACUGCUGUCUGUGCUCAUGCUGGAGCUGAUUUCAGAUAUUUUUCUGUGAUUGGAGUUCCCAGUAUUUUUAUUACUAUAAACUUAUCAGAGUUCUUCAAUUAAGGCUUUUUAAUAACUUUUGAACUAGAAAUAUUGAAAUUAAGUUUAAGCUUUGGUAAAAGCUUGGACAGUAUUGUCUGUGAGCAGCAUUUAGUUAUAAUGAAAGUGUUAGCCCCUAGCACUGGCUAGUUGUGGUAGGACAACCUUGCCCACCCAUAACCAUGAAAAUCAAAAUAAACUGCUGGACUCUCUUGAGAUAGAAGCUUCCAAAUUAGAGUGAUACUGUUAGUGAUAUUCUCAUUAAACAGUUAAGGUACUAAAUUUGUAUUGUAGCUCAGGGUGGUGAUACUUAGGAGUUGAGGCUUGUGUGUGUUUGGUAACAAAUGUGACAUUAAGCCCUCAUCCUUGGGCUCGGGUGGGCUUGGAGCAGUUGUAGGAGCAUUGACGUCUUUACCAGUUCUUUGUUUGAAUUGCAAGAAUACUUGAAAAGGGUAGGAUGAGCUGGGCUGAGUUGAGUCAAGCUCCCCCAAAGGCACCUGAAGGUGCCAAGGUGAGAGGUGUGCCAAACCCUUGCAUGCAUGGCCAAGUGCCUUGCCUGCUUGGGAGUGUAUAGAUGUAUAAUAGUGUACAUUCUCUUUAGCUUCUAGACAUCAUUCCCUUUGCUUGGGAGGCUCACUGGUCACAGGCUGGGUUUAAGAACUAGCAGGUCUUCACUUAUGUAAGAUUGUGUCUUCCCAUGGCUGUCAGCAUCAUUGCCUUCCAUUAGUGCAGUUGUCCUCCAGUCUACCCCCAGGGUGUCGAGACAGUGCUGUUGAACAGCUUUGUCCUCUGACUAUGCUCAUGGAGAUCCGGGUAAGUGUUUGCCAAAUGAAAUCUCAUUUCUUGAUAACCAUAUUUCAUGAAGAAUGAUGUCCUUUCUUUUUUUUUAAACCUAAUAAACAAUGUUUCAUUUUAAAUAAAUCUGAGAAAUGAU
Messenger RNA from Homarus americanus (American lobster), 9139 nucleotides. RefSeq names its product mitogen-activated protein kinase-binding protein 1-like (gene Wdr62). Bases 365 to 6838 code for a protein of 2157 amino acids. The transcript is spliced from 29 exons. Lineage: Eukaryota; Metazoa; Arthropoda; Malacostraca; Decapoda; Nephropidae. Gene Ontology annotation, cellular component: mitotic spindle. Gene Ontology annotation, biological process: regulation of mitotic cell cycle; mitotic spindle organization. The record is from RefSeq and is a predicted model, not a curated record. Gene Ontology annotation, molecular function: protein binding.